Messenger RNA from Schistocerca gregaria, 964 nucleotides. RefSeq lists its product as uncharacterized. The coding region runs from base 104 to 742 and encodes 212 amino acids. Lineage: Eukaryota; Metazoa; Arthropoda; Insecta; Orthoptera; Acrididae. The record is from RefSeq and is a predicted model, not a curated record. The transcript has 2 exons.
CGGCUCAGCACACGGCGGCUGCCACUCCAACAGAAAGAAAGCCGUGUCUCCGUUAACGACACUACGUCGUCGUUGCAGGGGCGAAGUCGUGCAUCGACCGAGGAUGCGAGCAUUGACGGUGCUCGCGGUGGCGCUGGCGGCCGCUACGACGGGCCUCGCGUGGGGCGCGGAGCGUUGCUGUGGCGACGCCGAGCCGUGGCAGGGGCAGGCGCGCUCCAAGCGCAGCUUCAGCGCCUGGGGCGGCAAGCGCACCGGGCCCGACGGCGUUGCCGGCGCUGACGUCGACGACGGCUACGGCGACGGCGACGACCAGAAGAGGGCCUUCUCCAGCUGGGGCGGCAAGAGGGCGGCCGCCGGCUGGCAGGCGGAGGACAAGCGCUCCAAGCAGUCCUUCUACAGCUGGGGCGGCAAGCGCGGCGUCGGCGGGGACGCAGAAGCCGACGGCCAAGCCCCGGAAGACGCGGUCGAAAAGAAAAGGGGAGGGGUUAGGUUCUCCAGCUGGGGUGGCAAGAGGGAUCCUUUCCAAGACGACGACGGUGGCGUGGAGGACCUCGCCGAUAGCAAGAGGGCUUUCUCCAGCUGGGGAGGGAAGAGAUUCGGCGACGGGGCGUCGGCCGCGGAGAAGCGCGCCUUCUCCAACUGGGGGGAGUCGCUGGCCAACCGCCGCCUCGACCUCUACAACUACAGGCCCGUGCAGCUCCGCAACGGCAACGGCCCGCCCUUCUUCCCCUGGGGUGGCUAAUCGAGUUCCGCCCGGACGCUUCUCCUGCACCCCCUCUGCUUUUCGUUUCCAAAACGCACACGGAAUGUGUAGCGUACCGAUUGCUUUGUACCCUUGUGUGGAACAGAAACCGAUAUUCCAUUGUUUGUGGCCGUCGGAGAAAUGUAGUAAUAUUUGCAUGUAAUACAUUGCAGUAAUGUAGUAAUACGUGAAAAAGUCAGCCAAUAAAGACGUAAAAUGUCA